Messenger RNA from Calliphora vicina (urban bluebottle blowfly), 2446 nucleotides. It is a transcript of the gene crq, whose product is annotated as croquemort. Lineage: Eukaryota; Metazoa; Arthropoda; Insecta; Diptera; Calliphoridae. The transcript has 6 exons. Bases 544 to 2016 code for a protein of 490 amino acids. The record is from RefSeq and is a predicted model, not a curated record. Gene Ontology annotation, molecular function: scavenger receptor activity. Gene Ontology annotation, cellular component: membrane; cytoplasm.
UUGCAAAGUUUUUAAUUAAUUGCUAAUUUAAACAAAAACAGGUUAAUAAUUAUCGUAUAAGUGAAAAGCAAACAAAGUGCAAUAUUAGAUAUAUAUAAAUAUAAUAAAACAAAAAAAUAAACAAGCUUUCUACUGCCAAUUGUACUUGCUGUGUCUUUAAUAUUAAACAAAUAAAGUGCCUAAUUUUAGUUAAUGCAAUAUAUAAAACGAAUUAUUUAAAGAUACAAAUUUAACUAAAACGUGCGCAAAUUUUGGUAUUUGUAUAAUUUAUUUAUUUAAUCAGUGAUUUUUGCUGUGCAACUACUAUCUUUUGCCAAGGUUUUCCAGUUGUCCUUGGUUUAUUUAGCAAAUCAGUGAAUGAUUUUACCAAUUUUACACUAUGCCUACCUAAAGAGCUACAGCAAAUUUGAAUAUAUAUUUAAGAAGCAAACUAAUUUUUAACUCAAAUAACAAACAAAACAAGGACAAUCGAUUUCGGCAGCAAAUCGUGCUUCCAUAAAUAGUUAACACUUUUAUUUGAAAUUAACUAAAUAUAAACUAAAAAUGUGCUGCAAUUGUUGCAGCGUUAACCAGCGUAAAGCUUGGGUUUAUGGUUUGGGUACCCUAUUUGCCACUUUGGGUGUAAUCCUAUUAGUUUUGUGGGGUAAUUGGGCGGAAUCAUUAGUACGAAGUGGUUUAGUUUUGAAACCGGGCAGCGAUGCUUAUGACAGUUGGGUGGAGGCACCCAUACCUAUUUAUUUAACAUUUUAUAUGUUUAAUUGGACCAAUCCCGAAGAGGUUAGAAAUCCUAAGGUUAAGCCUAAUUUUGUGGAAAUGGGCCCCUAUGUUUUCUUGGAGAAACAUUUAAAGGAAAAUAUUUCGUUCUACAACAAUGAUACAGUUUCGUAUUAUGAGAGAAAAACCUGGUAUUUCCAACCUCAACUAUCGAAUGGCUCGUUGGAUGAUAUGUUGACUUCGGGACAUGCUGUAACAGCGACUGUAGCCGAUGAAAUGCGUCAUUCCAAUAGAUUUUUAAAGAAAAUCAUUAAUUUCAUUUUCAAUCAUGAGGGUGGUAAACUAUACGCCACCAAACGUGUGGGUGAUUGGAUAUUUGAAGGUUAUCAAGAUGAUUUGGUAGACUUUUUGAAACUCUUCAAUACAACCAAAAUAAAUAUACCAUACAGUAAAUUUGGUUGGUUGGUGGAUCGUAAUGGUUCCCUAGAAUAUGAUGGCUCUUUUACCGUUUACACUGGUGUGGAAGAUAUUACAAAACUGGGCCUACUAUCGCAUUGGAAUAGUAAAAACGAGACAGGCUUUUAUGAACCACCUUGUGGUAUUGUUAAUGGUACUACUGGAGAUGUCUUCCCUCCAAACUUGGAUCCAAAAGGUGAAAUCACCAUAUUUGCCACCGAUGCCUGCCGUUUUAUGAACUUGCGUCCGAAUGGUACAAUGGAAAAACAUGGUUUAACCGCCAUCGAAUGGGUGGGUACUGAUGAAACUUUAGACUCUGGCGAGAAUUUCCCCAACCAGCAGUGUUUCUGUGAUCCCAGACUGGAAGAUUGUCCCAAAACUGGAGUGGUAGAGUGCAAGAAAUGUCGUGAUAAUGCUCCCAUAUACGCUUCUUUUCCACAUUUCUAUCUGGCCGAUGAAUCAUAUUUGAAUGAUGUGUCUGGUCUGACACCAGAUCCCCAGAAACACAAAUUUGUAUUGGCAGUGGAGCCAAUUACAGGUCUGCCAGUGCAAAUCAAUGGACGUUUACAAAUUAAUAUGAACAUGAUAGCCGACAAAGAUUAUGAUAUCUUCCGGGACAUUAAUGAAUUCUUAAUGCCACUGUUUUGGUUUGAUCAAUCGGCUUACUUAAGUCCUGAGUUGGCCAAAAAAGCCAGGCUGGCUAUUAAUUUAGAAGAUUAUGGCCGCUACUUUGGCAUUGCCUUAAUCUGUUUGGGUGGUGUCUUCUUUAUCACCGGCAUUGCCCUGACUCUUACCAAGAAAUGGAAACGCACGCCCAACGAUGAUGAAGACAUGUUAACUAACUGAUUUACUUACAAUCAUAUUUAUAUGUAUUAGUUUUUAUUAAAAAAAAACUCACCAUUUUAGUCUUGUUUCUAUUCAGUUAUUGUGCCAAAAUUUAGUUUUUUAUGAACCUGUUUGUAUAUAUUUAAUAAGUUUAGUAUUUUGUUUUUAUCUCAUUUAGUUUAUUUUGUGUUUAAAUUUAGUUGUGGGAUUUUAAUAGCAAUAUUUUAUUUAUAUUGCUAGAUUUUUUGUAUUUUAAAUUAAGACAAAAAAAGUACUAUACCAUUUAAGUUUUUUUUUUAAUUUUUUAAUUUAGUUUAUAAUUAAACAAGUAAAGCAGUCACUUAACUAUAAAUUCCAUAUUAUGUACGAUAAAAAACAAAUGUGAUAGCUUAUAAGCAUAAAAUAUGUAAAUAAAUAAAAAUUAACGUUUUUUAUAUAAAAAAAACUAAAA